GUAUCUCAAAUAUCAGCCUCUACUAGUUGUACAGUUCUCCCUUAUUUGAUAUCAGAGAGCCCGAUGGAGCCUUCUGAAGUACCUAGUCAGAUUAGCAAAGACAACUUUUUAGAAGUUCCUAAUUUAUCUGAUUCUCUUUGUGAAGAUGAAGAAGUUAAAAUUACCUUCAAACCUGGUUUCUCCCCUCAGCCAAGUCGACGAGGUUCUGAUUCUUCUGAAGACAUGUACCUGGACACCCCAACUUCAGGUACUAGAAGAGUUUCAUUUGCUGACAACUUUGGAUUCAACCUUGUGUCUGUUAAAGAAUUUGAUUCCUGGGACUUACCAGGCGUUUCAACUAAUUUUGAAUUAAGGAAGGAUACCGAAGAAUAUGUUUUGUCUCCACUAUUUGACUUGCCUUCAAAAGAAGAUCUUAUGCAACAACUUCAAGUACAGAAAGCGAUACUGGAGUCAGCCGAAUGUCUUCCUGGGUCUACAAGCCUGAAGGGUAUUAUUCGAGUUUUGAAUGUUUCUUUUGAGAAAUUAGUGUAUGUGAGAAUGUCCUUAGAUGACUGGCAGACACAUUAUGACAUUUUGGCAGAAUAUGUUCCUAAUUCAUGUGAUGGUGAAACUGACCAGUUCUCCUUUAAGAUUUCACUGGUUCCUCCUUAUCAACAAGAUGGCAGUAAAGUUGAAUUUUGUAUACGUUAUGAAACUUCUGUUGGUACAUUUUGGUCAAACAAUAAUGGCACAAAUUAUAUAUUGGUUUGUCAAAAGAAAGAACAAGAACCGGAGCCUAUAAAACCACGGGAAGAAGUUCCUAAUAGACAAAUAAAAGGCUGCUUAAAAGUAAAAUCAAGUAAAGAAGAAUCAUCAGCAACAUCAGAAGAGAGUGACUUUGAGAAUCCAAAGAUUACAGAUACUUAUAUCCCAACAAUCGUGUGUUCUCAUGAGGACAAGGAAGACUUGGAAGCCAGUAACCAAAAUGUAAAAGAUGUAAACAGGGAACAUGAUGAACAUAAUGAAGAAGAAUUAGAGUUGAUGAUAAACCAACGCUUAAUAAGAACUAGAAGCACUGCUUCCAGAGAUGAAAGGAAUACAUUUUCUACAGAUCCAGUCAAUUUUCCAAGUAAAGCUGAGGGAUUAGAGAAGAAGCAAAUCCAUGGCGAAAUACGCACUGACUUGUUCCAAAGGCCUUUGUCUCCAAGUUCAUCAGCAGAAAGCUCCUUAAAGGGAGAUUGUUACUGUGACAAAAAAUAUCUCCCAGGAAAUAAGUGUAGUCAUCAACUUCCUGAAGAGGAAAUUACUUCAGAUAUGGAAGAAAUCAAGCCAUCUUUGGGAUGUGCUGGUAGUGAUGAAUCAGUGCAAUUGCACAUCGGCUGCAGAGAAGUCCUGGACGAUGAGGCUACUGCAGCCCACAAAAGGGGCAGAGUGCACAUAUCUUGCCCCUCCUCAGAUCAGCUAAUAGCAGGCAACCUUAAUAAAAAACAGGAAGGAGGAGCUAGUAAAAUCGAAACAAAAGACUGGGAAUGUUUAAGAAGGGAUUUCCAUUCAGAUGUAUCUUCAUAUCUUGAAGAACCAACAGAAAAAGUAUCUUCCAAAGAAGAUUAUGGCAAUGGUAAGGAUGAUGAGGGACAAAAAAUACAUUUAGGUGUUAAUGAACAACAAAGCCAAAUUUGCCAAUCAAUCUCACAUGACCAAGGAAGGAAGAUGGGCCACCCUGAGGUAAGUGUGGAAGAGACUGGAACUAGUAACAGAGACCUAACUGCCCUGCUGAGCAAAGAUACCUCCAUUCCCGCCUGGGCAAUCACAGCAGAUACGUCUCAUUCACCAAGGACAAAUUUAAGUGGGGAAGAAGCUCUGUUCACUCCAGAGCAUGAUCAUUUGACUAGCGAAGGCAUCCCUUUAGGAGGAAUAACUAGUCAAGUUUAUUCACCAAGAAAUGGAAAUGUUUUGAAGAAUGAUUAUCUUUUCCAAGUUGAAGAAGAAAAAGCAGGUUGGAUUAAUCCUGAAGACCAGGAUAAAAACACACAGCAUAAACAAAGUUGGAAUGUUCUGGAAAGUCAGGGAAAAGCAAGAGAGAGUAAGACAAAUAAACCAGAGCAGAUCAAAGAACAAGCAGACUGUGAAGACCUGUGGGAAAAAAGAGAUCAUACGAGGAGUUUGAAAGCUCCUUCUACAGAAGAAUUGUUUACCUGCCAAGAAACAGUGUGCUGUGAACUGUCUUCUCUAGCUGAUGAUGAUAGUGCUGAGAGAGCAGAAGCAGGUACAGCUUAUAUAAUUAAGACAACAUCAGAAAGUACUCCAGAAAGCAUGUCUGCUAGAGAAAAAGCAAUAAUUGCUAAGCUACCCCAAGAGACAGCACGAAGUGACAGGCCCAUCGAGGUAAAGGAAACAGCGUUUGAUCCACAUGAAGGGAGAAAUGAUGCUUCACAUUAUACCCUUUGUCAACGAGAUACAGCCGGUGUAAUCUAUGACAAUGAUUUUGAAAAGGAAUCACGUUUACGUAUUUGUAAUGUACGUGUAGAUGAAAUAGAGAAGAAAAAAACCAUGUCUAUGUACAGUUCUGGGAAGACAUAUGACAGGGAGAAACAUGGCAUUGGAAAUAUAACAUCUGUACAAGAGUUCUCACAGGUCAUUACAAAAAAUCAAAAAGCAACUUCACAACCAAAUUUACAUUUGGGAAUAUUACCAACAGACGAAAAGAUGUUUCCAGAAAAUAGAGAUCAUGGGAAUGUCCAAGAAUUAUCAACGAAAAUGGACUUAGAUCCCAUUAUUCAUCCUGCUUUUAGCUCAGAUGCUAAUCGAGCUUCUCAGAGUGGCUGUCACAUUUCCACACACCAUCCUAAAGUGACAGGGCCAUCUUAUAAACAGCCACUUUCUGUAAGGAAUACAGUUACUACGACGACUUUCCGAUCUGUUUCUACUAAAUCUGAAAAUGAUUGUGACCCAACAAGAGAAGUCCAGGGUACUGAGAAGCACCCUCAUCCUGGGUCUAAACGUGGAGAAGUUUCCAAAAGUUCAGUAGUGACAUCAGGUAGUAGAAAAGAAAGAUGCGUAGGCCAGAUUUUCCAAUCAGGAGAAAGCAGUGUGGAAAAAUCUCUAGGGCCAACAAUUUUAAUCAGUGAACCUCUUGAGAACAUAGGAGAAGCAAGGCAUGAAAAUGAAGGAUUAAUAAACUCUGGACAAUCGCUAUGCUUUUCAAGUGAAAAGGAAUCUGAGAGCUCUGCUUCUGCUAGUCUUCCUAUCCAGGAAAGUCAAGUUCAAAGCAACGAAUCUUUGUUUUCAAAAUAUGCCAAUUCUAAAAUACCUUAUUUCCUCUUGUUUCUGAUAUUUCUUGUAACUAUCUACCACUAUGACUUAAUGAUUGGUCUGGGAUUCUACCUUUUUUCAUUGUACUGGCUGUCCUGGGGAGGGGGUAGAGAAAAAGAGUCUGUUAAAAAGAAGUAACCUCAGCACCAUUAUUUUUCUCUCUUAAAAGAUAAGCUAUUUAGCCCCCAACAUUUGGAUUGGUGAAAGAGACUAUUCAUUGUUCAAAGAUCCAGCAGUUUUUCUCUUGAAGGAUCAUUUAAAAAGGAAUGCGUAUGAAGUUUGCUCCUUCAUAUAAGUAAUUAUUCUAUAUAGGACCAUUAUGUUUGGAUCAUUAAAUACCUAUAUGAAUAUGAGAUCUGAAGCACGUCAAGUUGAAAUUAGGUACAGCUGUUGCUCUUUAGCAGGUUAUGAAGUUGCAAUGCUUCACGUCUCUUCACUAUUUAAAGUGCUAUUUCUUACAUCCAUUUCUUUUGCAGUAAAGCUUCAUUUUUUUUUCCUUGAGAGUAUAUUUCCCCCUACGGUUUUUAAAACAGAUAAAACAUGGACAAUAGCAGAGGAUUUUUUUGGUCGUUUAGUAUUGACCAUGAAAUUAGCACUUACCAGCACAUACUGAUAAAUCAAAUAUUUCAACUUCUAUUUCAUAUUUUUAAGAAAAUACCUAUGUAUAUUGAAAUCAGAAAACUUAAAGAAACACGUUCUGUUUGCUUUAUACAUACACCCUAUACCUUAUUGAUACCUACAAAGUCAGGGCAUUCAUAAGCCAAACCUGACAAAGACUGAAACAAUUGGGAGAUUAUCUUUCAAGUCUACAAAAUUUGUCGAUGGCCUGACUUUAAGCAAGGUUUUUCUCUUGUAAAAGGAGACUGUAACACAGCUGAACUAUUUCAAUAUCAACUAUUCAGAGUUGAAAAUGUAAAUUAAAAGUUCCACAAGCAUUGCUUCAGAAUAAAUUUGUACCUAUAAAGAA
Lemur catta (Ring-tailed lemur) is the source of this 4258-nucleotide messenger RNA. It is a transcript of the gene PPP1R3A, whose product is annotated as protein phosphatase 1 regulatory subunit 3A. Bases 64 to 3429 code for a protein of 1121 amino acids. The transcript is spliced from 4 exons. Gene Ontology annotation, biological process: regulation of glycogen biosynthetic process. Gene Ontology annotation, molecular function: glycogen binding; protein phosphatase 1 binding. The record is from RefSeq and is a predicted model, not a curated record. Gene Ontology annotation, cellular component: protein phosphatase type 1 complex. NCBI's taxonomy places the organism in Eukaryota, Metazoa, Chordata, Mammalia, Primates, Lemuridae.